AUGGGCCCACAAGCUUAUAGCGGUCCGAUUACUUUCCAACACCUCGGUUACGCGGAAAUGAUUUUUAUGUUAUUGAGUUACUCGAUUGUAACCCCAAACGAUGCUUCAUGUAAAAGUCCCCGCGGUGCCGUUGGCGGUUGCAGCACCCCCGGCAGUAGAGUGGAUCCCUGGUGGAAUUCUGGUCCCCUCUUCCCCUCGCCACCUGGUCCCCCGAGGAUCGACGAGGGGCUAGCGGAUAAUUUCACUAGCGGCUUUCAGUUCUGCGUACCAUCGGGAAGCCGGAAUAAUUCUAACGUAUAUCACAAUCAAUCUUAUCAACAACAGGAACAACAUCAACCGCAACAGCAACAUCAGCAGCAACAGCAACAUAACUUGGUACUCGCGGCGCUUCUUGCGCCGACAUCGGUGAUUGGUUGCGCCGAUCGUUUGUCCAACUGCGAAAUUUCGGUAAGUCACGGGAACGUAAUCGGAUCAAUCAACAAUACGACGACUAAUUCAACGACGGCCGAAUCGUUGAACGGCGUAUACUCGCCUCUUACCUUGACGAGGAGAACGGAAGAAUCCUCGCGAGUUCGUUCGGAGGAAGUGAGUAACGCAUCGUUAUCGUCCGCGUCGGAUUCUCUCUCGACUUUCUCGACUUCGAAUUUAAACACGUCUUUAUUAAGUUCCUUACUUUCGACCUCGAGUAUAUCCUCGUCGCCUUGUAGAGGCGAUAACAACGAGGAGGAACUUAUAACGAGAACUUGUAUGAGGCUGGAAGAGGAUCAACAAUCACGUGAACAAAAUCCGGUUCACGAUAAAAUUGAAUAUACUUUGGCACAAGUCUCGCAGGAAUCAUUGGGAAGCGAAGAAAACGAGGAUUUGACCGUCGCGUUGCCUUACGAAAUCAUCGCCGCUGGACGGAGACAAGUGAGAAUUCCGAGUGGGUCAUCUGUUAUCUCUCCAUCUGGAGAUAUUGUUCUCGAUAUGAAAUACGAAACGCAGACAGGUCCUUCAACGGUACCACCCCAUUUGACGUCGACCGGUGUUGAGCCACCUCACAGUAGUCAGGGAAGUGGUAUUAUCGGUGGUUCGGAAGCCGAAGAGGUCGGCGUAGAUAAUCUCCUCUUGUCAUCGUGGGGCGCUACCGGCUCGGAUUAUCUCGAAUCAUCAGAUAUAAAACAAAAUACGGUUGGACUACAAGACAGUUGGGAUACAUUACUUUUGGGAACUACGGUCGAGGUAACAUCUGUACAAUCUUUGGCAGAACUCAAACCUUUACCACCAUUCACUGGAUACACUGGACACCUUAGCAUUAAUGGAAUAUCUGGCCACCAUUAUCACACGAUCGCCUCGUCGGGUCAAAGGUCGUCUUUACCUUCUUCAUCACCGACACCUUCCUCCAAUCAAGAGUAUUACGAGUCAUCCGUUGUUUCCUCCAGUACACCUUGCCCUCAAGCCACUCAGAAACAGCAGCAACAACAACAACAACAACAACAACAACAACAACAACAGCAACACCAACAAUCACAACAUCAACAACAGCAACAAUUAUCUCAGUCGACGCAACAGGUGGAAUACGAUAUCGAUGAUAUAGCGGAGAUUAUUGGAUCAGCGAUAGCGGAUACGACAACAGUACCUGAUGAAGGAGAGAACGGGACCGAGGAACAGCCCAUAACUGAUAUUUCCAAAGAUUGGAUCGACAUCGCAGAUUGGAUACAAUCCGUUUCACCUAAGGCGCAAGUUCCAGCCGGUUGUGCGCAAAUUUACGCAUCAACCCCGGCCACGACGCAAAUUCAACAACAAGCUUCGACCCUUCAGAGCUUGCUAACUCACGCAUAUUCGCCGCUUCUUCAUGCCAGGUUACAAUCUGGAAAUCCUGGCAUGCAAAAUGCGUCUUGCGGCGAGACACCUUCGUCAACGAGUCCAUUUCCGCCUGUCAGUCCACCCGGGAGAGUUUCAACGUCGUGCAGUCCUGACCUCCUCCAUUCCUCUUUCGCGGCACCGUCACAUCCGCGAAAGAGGUCACGACCUGGACCGGGUUCUCAAAAUACUUCGAAGAAGAAUCUAGCUUCGAGCACGGGGGCGUUAACUUACGGCUCGGAAUCGGGUUUGAUCGGUGGCAAAGAAAAACCCGUACACAGGUGUUCGAUUUGUAAUCGUGGCUUCCUCAACAAGAGUAAUAUAAAGGUACACCUAAGGACGCACACGGGAGAAAAACCAUUCAGGUGCGAUGUUUGUGGUAAAGCUUUCAGGCAAAAGGCCCAUCUGAUUAAACACCAACAGAUUCACAAACGAAUUGGAAGGGAUUAA
Molecule: messenger RNA, 2292 nt
Organism: Polistes canadensis
Lineage: Eukaryota; Metazoa; Arthropoda; Insecta; Hymenoptera; Vespidae
Gene: ich
Product: ras guanine nucleotide exchange factor B
Exons: 5
Coding region: 1-2292 (763 amino acids)
Biological process (GO): embryonic pattern specification; regulation of transcription by RNA polymerase II; embryonic hindgut morphogenesis
Cellular component (GO): nucleus
Molecular function (GO): DNA-binding transcription factor activity, RNA polymerase II-specific; RNA polymerase II transcription regulatory region sequence-specific DNA binding
Source: RefSeq, a predicted model, not a curated record